AUGACGGAUUCACUCGCCGACAAAGGCUUGAAGGCGGACCAAAAGGUUCAGCAGGGAUAUUCACCCCAAGAUGCGGCGACCGCUGGAGAUUCGGCGUUUCGUUUGGAUCCCGAGAAGGAAAAGGCUUUGAUUCGGAAAAUUGAUUUGCACAUUGUGCCGUUUCUCGUCGUUUUAUACCUGUUCAGCUUCUUAGAUCGAGUGAACAUCGGAAAUGCGCGACUAUAUGGGUUGGAGGAGGACUUGGGCCUCCAUGGAGAUCAAUUUCAGAUUGCGGUGUCUAUUCUGUUCGUGCCUUACUGUCUCCUCGAAGUCCCGUCAAAUUUGGUCCUCAGGAAGCUUACAGCAUCUCGAUAUAUCGCGUUUAUCACGGGGGCUUGGGGAAUUAUAGCCACGUUGACCGGCAUCACGCAGAAUUUUGCCGGCCUUAUAGUAUGCCGCAUUUUCCUCGGAAUUAUCGAGGCAGGUCUAUUUCCUGGCUUGGUCGCGUACAUGACCUUAUUCUACGGAAAACGGGAGAUCGCGCUUAGAGUAGGGUAUUUGUUUAGCGCUGCGGCGCUUGCUGGUGCAUGCGGCGGAUUACUGGCCUAUGCUAUUGGCCACAUGGACGGAAUUGCGGGCCAGAGAGGCUGGAGAUGGAUUAUGAUAAUAGAAGGGCUACCAUCCGUUCUGCUGGGUGUUUUAACCUGGUUUGGUCUAGCAGACGAUCCGGAUACGGCGUAUUACCUCAACGACAAAGAGAAGGCUCUCAUGAAGGCACGCCGGAGUCGUGAGAUCGGACAAACCGACUCCGCACAGCAAUUUCAUAUGAAGGACGCGAAAGAGGGCGCCAGAGAUUGGACGGUUCUACUUUUUUGCUUGGGACAAUUUGGUGUCGAUGCUGUUUUAUACGGAUACAGCACAUUCUUGCCCACUAUCAUUCGCGAUAUCAAUGAAUGGUCGGCGCCGCAAGUCCAGGCUCUAACUAUUCCCUGCUAUGCUGUUGGGGCCAUCACUUACUUGGUUGUCGCCUGGUUCAGCGACAGAACACAAAAGCGCGGAAUAUUUACUGUAAUUUUCUGCGGGGUCGCAAUUGUUGGCUAUGGUGUAUUGAUUUCAGAUGCUAGCGCAGGAGUGCAUUACUUUGGAUGUUUCUUGGUGGCCGUAGGCCUCUACGUCUGUGUCGGCUUGCCACUUGCUUGGCUGCCGACAAAUCUGCCGCGAUUUGGUAAACGAGCAUUCGCCAGCGGCCUUCAACUUACGCUUGGAAACGUUGCUGGAAUCGUCACACCGUUCCUAUAUCCGACUCGCCACUCCCCAAGAUAUGUGAUGGGACACGCAGUCACACUCUCCCUUACCGCGUUUUCUGCCUGCAUAUAUGCUUUUAUGUGGUAUUGGUAUAAGAGAGCCAAUAAACUCAGAGAACAGGGCAAAGAGGAUGGCAAGAUCGAGGGGAUGACCGAGGAGGAGAUUCAGGAAAUGGGAGAUCGGAAUCCUCGGUUCCGCUUCACGACUUAA
Molecule: messenger RNA, 1494 nt
Organism: Coccidioides immitis RS
Lineage: Eukaryota; Fungi; Ascomycota; Eurotiomycetes; Onygenales; Onygenaceae
Product: MFS transporter
Exons: 3
Coding region: 1-1494 (497 amino acids)
Biological process (GO): transmembrane transport
Cellular component (GO): membrane
Molecular function (GO): transmembrane transporter activity
Source: RefSeq, a predicted model, not a curated record